AUGAUGUGUGUUUACACAGGGGUAAGUUAAAAGUUGUCAGAUAGGCUUCACAAUUGCAGUUUCCGUUAAUAUGCAGGAAACUGAGCCUGCAAGCAAAAUUGUAGUAUGUAGCGGUCAGCGGUCUUCAUGACCUUGUAUGACCUUCAUGAAUCGGCUAAAAACGCCCGUAUUUUUACUGAUAAUUUAGCUUUGAAUUAAUUUUGAGACCAAAAUCUCAGAUGCUGUCUAGAAUGAGGAAAUUGCUGAUCGUAGAGGGUCCCGGUGAAGAAAAACUGAUUUUACUCGAUUUAUGGUUAGUGGUCUAGAAACCUCAGUUCCUAUACUACUGAUACUGAAAGCGACGAAGAAGAGACGGAAGCUGACGAUGCGCAAGAAGAUGAAGAGGUCGAAGAAGAUGAAGGUAGGCGAGAAUUCAGUUUGAGGCGAAAGAAACGUCACUAAGACCAAUUCGCUUUCUUAACUAUACAUAACUCGUCCUAAUGGAUUUAGCAACACAGCAUACAUCAGUUUCUUCAACAAUAUUUGUCUGAUCUUUAGUGUCUUCAAAUUCAUUAUAUGUCAGGUCUGUAGUGUCUGCGAAUAUCUGACAAAUCAACAUAAAAUAUAUGACUGAGCUAUCCCGCGUAGUAUACUGUAUAUAUUUGAAAUAUCAAUAUUACUAGGCAUCUCAAUCGAUUUUACUAAAUAUUGAAUAAUUGAAAUCUUUCAACAUCAGUUCAAUCGAGCAACACCCCUAAACAUGCUCAAAUUUUACCAGUAUAUCUUAUCAUAUAGCCUCACGUUAGCAUAAUAUAAUCUAAAAAAUAUUUCGCAUAGAGUCGAGUAUCACACUGUGUAGGUCAGUUUAUUAGAGCGCUGCAGCGGAGCAGUGUGUUACAGGUUCGUUUCUAGCAAGAAGACCAAUAAUUUUGUUUCUGCAGGAGGGCCUGUAUGCAAUCAUGGUUCAGUCUGAAGAAAUGUAUAAAAUUUACACUCGAAAUUUCCAUUCAUAAGUCCUCGAACAUUUCAUUUAGUUUGACAUAAUUAACAUCAUUUUCCUUUAUUUCGAUAAGACAUUGCACAAAUAGGAUUUUCUAGAGCAACAAAAUAUAGACAACAUAAUUAUCUGGUUUCAAUAAGUUUCAUAUAUUUAAGAAAUAACGAACAAUUAAACAAAUAUAUUUCCUUCUUUAGAAGAAACCACCGAUAUCGCAGAUGACGAGCCGGAGAAACGAGGUCAGUGUUUUCCCACAGUUAUCAUAUAAUUUUUAGAAAUUUAUUUUCUGAGUUUAUUUUCUUUUUCGCAAUAUUUAUUGAAAGGGGUUGUAACCAACAGAGUGCAUACGAAAAAAUUUCCCAUUUUCCAGGGCUAUAUACUGUAUAGUUGUUAACCAACUUGCAGCUUUCGUCAAAAAUAUGCGUUUGACACAUCUAUGAUAUAGGUCUUUUGUUUUCGUAAAUAAUUCCGACUAAAAUGAAUGUCUUUCUGACCAAAUUUUAUUCGGGAACAAAUUUUCCUAAUUAGAUCUGUAAUAUAUAAAUUAGACGCAAGGCUGACCAGUCCGGCGGAAAGAUGGCGUCAGUUCUAUUCUCGUAAUAUUUUUGUCAGUUAACUUUAUUAGCUAAUAAAAUUCUCGUUAUCUGUACUACCUUUGUAUUGAAUAAGUCGUAAUUAAUAAGUCUUAAUUAAGCAUUAGAUGUACGAUUUGCCCACAAUAUGAUUUUGUAUAUUUAGGAUGGGUAUGCAGACGAUACAGGAAAGGCAAACUUUGGUGUAAGGCAUGUGGAUGUAGACGUGUAUGCAAACCCAAAUUUUGCAUUAGAAUUGUCUGCAAACGAUUCAUAUGUUUCAGGAGAGUAUGCCGUAUUGUGGUCAGAUUCAAAAUCGUCAGAUACAAAUACCGCAACCCUUAUUACAAAGGAUAUGGAAGUCUCUACUUGUGGAAGACCAAAAAGGUUCCAUACAAAAUUCGUGUCUGCAAAAAUGAGCCACGUUUCUGCCCCAAAUGUUACAGCCGACGUUAUAAUUGCGGUCGUGUUUGCAGGAAUGUGUGCAAAUACAGAAAGGUUAGCGAUAAGUAAAUAA
Molecule: messenger RNA, 2065 nt
Organism: Paramuricea clavata
Lineage: Eukaryota; Metazoa; Cnidaria; Anthozoa; Malacalcyonacea; Plexauridae
Source: the annotation of a GenBank genome assembly